Branchiostoma belcheri (Belcher's lancelet) is the source of this 566-nucleotide messenger RNA. RefSeq lists its product as uncharacterized. Bases 120 to 449 code for a protein of 109 amino acids. Gene Ontology annotation, biological process: lipid catabolic process; digestion. Gene Ontology annotation, cellular component: extracellular region. The transcript is spliced from 3 exons. The record is from RefSeq and is a predicted model, not a curated record. NCBI's taxonomy places the organism in Eukaryota, Metazoa, Chordata, Leptocardii, Amphioxiformes, Branchiostomatidae. Gene Ontology annotation, molecular function: enzyme activator activity.
CCGCCAUAUUGGGUGUGGCAGGGUGGUGGUAGAUAUUUCAUCAUCAAAAAUCCACACACGGUACAAAAGCGUUCCUAGAAAGAAGCUUCUGUCUCGAUUCGUCUGACCUGAUCAGUUCAAUGAUGAAGUCUUUCCUGGGUUUCUUGGCCAUUGCCGCUAUUUUCUACACCACAGAGGCUCUGCUUUUCGAGUCCUUCUGCUCUACCGAUGCGGACUGUGAACCUAACGAAUGUUGUGAGCGGAGCAUCGUUCUGAACAGCUGCAAGCCCAGGCCCGGCUUGUACGAGUACUGUAACAUCGGCAGCCUGACUCUGACCGGACUGUGCUCCUGUGACGAAGGUCUGGAGUGUGUGGACUACAACCAGAACUUCGUCUUCGACGUGUUCACCGGGGACAGCUGGUGCGUGCCCAUCCCAGACGUGGUCGGAUCGGGCGGAGGAUUUCAGUAGGCCGCCCCCCUCCCCACCGCCGCCUAUCACCGUGGCCUGUUGACGGCAUAUUCUGGUCACAGAUUUGCAAAAUCCAACUGUUGAUUGAUCAAAUAAAAUGUGAACUGAUCUGAAAAA